UGAACUUGACCGUCGCUCUCUCUCGCAAAGCUUCAAUGGCGACGUCGCUCCCUAUUCUUGACCGUCGCGUAAGCGUAUGCGGUCAAGAUGGAUAAGCUAAUGCGACAGCCCUAGACUGGGAGGCCAACCUUGGGACUACCUUGUGAACUCCAAUGCCUCCUGCUUGGGCUUAUCCACUUUGACUGUCGCAUAAGCUUAUGCGACAUUCGGAUAAGCUUACGCGGGUAGCCAAUCUUGGAUUGGGACGCGCAUUUGCUUGCGAUCCUGCUUAACGCUCUCUGACGCGCUCUGCGCGCGUUGUGAGUGGACUACUAAACCACUGCCACUGCCACCAAACACCUCGAUGACGAAACCUUCAACAGCCUCGUUCUUCAUCGCGAAACUCCCGUCCUGGUCCUCUUCUGGACCGCCGAAGCUCAGUGCGACGAGGUUGUUCGCUUCGUCGAUGAGCUCGCAAUGAGGUUCGGGGACGCGAGUAAGCUCGCCUUUUGCAAGGCGAACACUGACAACCUCCCGUUCAUGGCCCAGACGUUCAACGUCAGCGCCACGCCCACUGUGAUCAUCUUCCAACGGGGGCGGCCUGUUGAGACCAUCUCAGGUGAUUUCCCCAUGGCUCACCUCCUUGCAACUGCUCAGAAGUACGCGGAAGACUCUUUCGCGUGAGGCGCUGCGUUCUCUUUGGGGCUUUCUCAAUGGAUGCUACGCGUGAAGUGCCUUCAUAUAUAUAUAAUAUUUUUUUUAUAAAAAAGAGAGAAAGAAACCCCAAUUUACGUG
Closterium sp. NIES-67 is the source of this 774-nucleotide messenger RNA. The record is from the annotation of a GenBank genome assembly. NCBI's taxonomy places the organism in Eukaryota, Viridiplantae, Streptophyta, Zygnematophyceae, Desmidiales, Closteriaceae.